ACAAGGGCAUCGUGGAAAGUUUCUGAAAAAACAAAAUGGAGGAUGGGAAGGCAGUGUGGGCUCCACACCAACUGGAUGGGUUCCAGUUGGGUUCCAUCAUUGACAUUGGGGUUGACACAUUAACCAUUGAGCCGUUGAAUCAGAAGAACAAGACCUUCCUAGCUCCUGUCAAUCAAGUUUUUUCUGCAGAAGAGGACAGUAAAAAGGAUGUGGAGGAUAACUGUGGCCUUAUGUACUUGAAUGAAGCUACGCUCCUGAACAACAUCCGAGUACGUUACAGCAAGGACAAGAUCUACACUUAUGUCGCUAACAUCCUGAUAGCCAUCAACCCCUACUUUGACAUACCUAAACUCUACUCAUCCAAUUCCAUUCAGAAGUACAAAGGGAAGUCCUUGGGCACUCUUCCACCGCACGUCUUUGCCAUCGCUGACAAAACUUACCGUGAUAUGAAGGUACACAAACUAAGCCAGUCUAUCAUUGUAUCAGGAGAAUCGGGUGCUGGGAAAACAGAAAACACCAAGUUUGUCCUUCGGUACUUGACGGAAUCCUAUGGGACAAGCCAAGACAUCGACGAGAGGAUUGUGGAAGCAAAUCCCUUACUCGAAGCCUUUGGAAAUGCCAAAACUGUGCGUAACAAUAACAGUAGUCGGUUUGGAAAGUUUGUGGAGAUCCAUUUCAACGAGAAGAACGCGGUCGUCGGAGGGUUUGUCUCCCACUACCUGUUGGAAAAAUCCCGCAUCUGUAUGCAGAGCAAAGAAGAACGAAAUUACCACAUCUUUUACAGGCUGUGUGCGGGUGCUCCCGAAGAGAUUAGGCAAAAGUUUCACUUGAUCUCCCCUGAUAAUUUCCGGUAUCUAAAUCGAGGCUGUACCAGGUAUUUUGCCAACAAGGAAUCAGACAAGCAGAUACUGCAGAAUCGAAAGAGUCCAGAGGAAGAAGAGUGCCUCAAGGAAGGCUCCAUGAAGGACCCAUUGCUGGAUGACCACGGGGAUUUCAACCGCAUGUGCGUGGCCAUGAAGAAGAUAGGCCUGGGCGACGUUGAGAAGUUUGACCUGUUCCGCGUGGUCGCCGGGGUUCUGCACCUCGGCAACGUAGACUUCGAAGAAACGGGAAGCACCUCGGGUGGGUGCGUCCUGAAGAAUAAAUCGAGUCAGUCGCUGGAUUACUGUGCAGAGCUUCUGGGACUGGACAGCGAUGAUUUACGGGUCAGCCUGACCACUCGAGUAAUGUUGACCACUGCAGGGGGAGCCAAAGGCACGGUCAUUAAGGUACCGCUGAAGGUGGAGCAGGCAAACAAUGCUCGUGAUGCUUUGGCCAAAGCGGUUUACAGUCACCUAUUCGACCAUGUUGUGAAGCGGGUCAAUCAAUGCUUUCCAUUUGUCACCUCCAGCUUCUUCAUCGGAGUUCUGGACAUUGCCGGCUUUGAAUACUUUGAACACAAUAGCUUUGAGCAGUUCUGCAUUAACUAUUGCAAUGAGAAGCUGCAGCAGUUUUUCAAUGAGAGAAUCCUCAAAGAGGAACAAGAGCUGUAUCAGAAGGAAGGGCUUGGUGUGAAUGAGGUGUACUAUGUUGACAAUCAAGACUGUAUUGAUUUGAUUGAAGCUAAAUUAGUGGGGAUUCUGGAUAUCCUGGAUGAAGAAAACCGCCUCCCUCAGACCAGCGACCAGCAUUUCACGUCGGCAGUUCACCAGAAGCACAAGGAUCACUUCCGACUGACCAUCCCCAGGAAGUCCAAACUGACGGUUCACAGGAACAUCCGUGAUGAUGAGGGGUUUAUCGUCAGGCACUUUGCCGGCGCCGUCUGCUAUGAAACUUCAAAGUUUGUGGAGAAGAAUAAUGAUGCCUUGCACAUGUCCUUGGAGUCCCUGGUGUCAGAAUCGAAGGACCCCUUUGUGCGGAAGCUCUUCGAAGGAACCAACAACAUGAAGGACACGAAGCAGAAAGCCGGAAAACUCAGCUUCAUCAGCGUUGGGAAUAAGUUCAAGACUCAGUUGAACCUGUUGCUGGAAAAGUUGCGCAGCACAGGUUCCAGCUUCAUUCGAUGCAUCAAGCCCAACCUUAAAAUGACAAGCCAUCAGUUCGAAGGGGCACAAAUCCUCUCUCAGCUCCAGUGUUCAGGUAUGGUGUCCGUUUUGGACCUGAUGCAAGGAGGAUUCCCAUCACGUGCUCCGUUCCAUGAACUUUACAACAUGUACAAGAAUUACAUGCCUGCAAAGCUCACGAGACUGGACCCCAGACUCUUUUGCAAGGCACUGUUCAAAGCCUUGGGUCUCAAUGAAAAUGAUUACAAGUUUGGUCUAACCAAGGUCUUCUUCCGUCCUGGCAAGUUUGCAGAGUUCGAUCAGAUCAUGAAGUCUGACCCGGAGCACCUGGCAGUGCUGGUGAAACGGGUGAAUCACUGGCUCAUAUGCAGUCGUUGGAAGAAGGUUCAAUGGUGUUCACUGUCUGUCAUCAAAUUAAAGAACAAGAUGAGUUACCGAGCCCUUGCUUGCAUUAAGAUGCAGAAGACUGUUCGCAUGUGGUUAUGUAAAAGGAAGCAUAAGCCUCGCAUUGCUGGGUUGGUAAAGGGAAAGUCGUUGAAACAGCGAGUCAACAGGAUGAUUGAGGUGGUGAAGGCCCUAAAAGAGGGGAAAGCUGAAAUGAACAAACAGGUCCAGGAUCUGGAUUCAUCGAUAGAUUAUUUCAUGAACAAAAUCAAGUGCACGAUCAUGACCCGUGUGGAGAUCGAUAAAGAGUACGCGGGCCUGGUGCGACGCUCCGAGCAGCUGCUCAGUGGCCUCCAGAAGAAGAAGCAGGAGGAAGAGGAAGCGGAGAGACUGCGGGCCAUCCAGCAGGAGAUGGAGCGGGAGCACAGUAGGCGCGAGGAGGAGGAGAGGCAUCACAAGCAGGAGGAGGAGGACCGGCGAUUGAAAGCAGAGAUGGAGAUGAAGCGGAAACAGGAGGAGGUGGAGAGGAAGAAACAAGAGGAAGAGGAACGCCGUUUGCAGGCUGAGCUGGAGUUGCAGAUCACGGCUGAUCGUGAGGAGGAUGUUCUUAAACAGACUCUGAUGGAGCAGGAGCGGCGAGAUCGCGAGCUGGCCAUGAGGAUCGCGCGCAGCGAGUCCGAUCUAAUCGCCGAUGAAGCCCCGAUGGACACCGGGAUAAAGAGCGUUGAAGUGAAACGCGUCCAACCUGUUGCUGCUGCUGCCAAAUCUGCCCGUCCAGAAUCCAAAAUGACAAUGGAGGAAAUGGCCAAAGAAAUGUCAGAUUAUCUGGCUAGAAGUCCACAGGUCCAGGCAACCAAGGCCGCCGCUGGCAUCAAGAAACACGACCUCAGCAAAUGGAAAUACGCCGAACUGCGGGAUGCCAUCAACACCUCCUGUGAUAUCGAGCUCCUGGCAGCCUGCCGGGAAGAGUUCCACCGGAGGCUGAAGGUUUACCACGCUUGGAAGUCCAAGAACAAAAAGCGCAACACUGAGGCUGAGCAGCGGGCACCAAAGUCCAUCACCGACUACGCUGAACAGAACCCUCCCCAGUUGCACAGUCGGCAGCAGGAGAUCACUCAGAAUCGGACACAGCGUUACUUCCGUAUCCCUUUCAUCCGGCCAGCCGACCAGUACAAGGAUCCCCAGAACAAGAAGAAGGGCUGGUGGUACGCCCAUUUCGAUGGGCCUUGGAUCGCACGUCAGAUGGAGCUGCACCCAGACAAGGCACCCAUACUGUUGGUAGCUGGCAAGGACGACAUGGAGAUGUGUGAGCUUAGCCUCGACGAGACAGGCCUCACACGGAAGCGGGGCGCCGAGAUACUGCCGCGGCAGUUCGAGGAGGUGUGGGAGCGAUGCGGCGGCGUGACCUACCUACGCAACGCCAUUGAGAACAAGCAAGCCCGACCCACCUACGCCACAGCCAUGCUGCAGAACCUACUGCAGUAGGAUGCAAUGGUGCCUGCUGUCUGGACAGAGAGGAAUGGUGCAGAAAAGAAAGACUUGUAAAUGGAGCACAUGGACGAAAACUGCGCUUCCUAUUGGAAAAUAACUCAGAGUUUGAAUUGAAUGGGUUUUUUAGAACUUUAAUCUCUUAUGCAAGAAUUAAUGGAUAAAACCAGUUGAGAAAAAAAAUUAGGAAUAACAUUUAGUAUUGGUGACCCUUUUCCCUCAAACCACUGGUAAUUAAUCAUGGAUAAAGGAAGUUCACAGAUUAGUCCGAGGACUCGGCAAAGAAUGACAAGUGGCUGGUUGUGAUGCUGGUUCUCUUAACGUAGCGUGUUAGUCGAUGUGUAAAAUCCCAUGGUUGUCGUUUUUAUCGAGCAGUCAAUAGGUACAUAGUGCGUGGGGACAGCUCUUUGCCUUUCUGGCGAUAGUGCCCGUAACCCACAUUGUUAGAAACACCCAGUUUAGUCCAAAUUCCACAGUUAGCGGCUCCCAGCCGUAUUAUUGCCUAUACUUGAAGGUUUCGCUUUGAUGAACUGUUAAACAGCCUGCGACCCUCCCUGACACUUCAGUACCCGUGAGUCCUGGCCUUUUGGGUUCUUGCAAAAGGUUGCCUUUUUAUUUCAAGCCCUCAGGCUCAACUAGGCAUGAUCAUGUUGUACCUAGCUGACAGUUAGAUUCCAUUGAGUUCCAGCCUGGUUUUGUCCAUUUCUAUUUUGUGGGAUGUUUUGUUUUUAUGUGUAGUGAAGUCUUUUUGUGCGCUCCGUAAUAAUUGAAUAUUCAAAGCAUUUAUAAAGACUGUUUCUGUAAUACAUUAUGUCUCAAAACUGGAACGGCAUUGCUCUUUGCACCACACAUCAGAAUUCAAACCGCAGAUGGACACAAGGGGUCGGUGUAGUUCUGGCCAGUUUGACAGCGGCAUGACUUGUUCCUGAUGUUAUUUGCCAUGUGGCUCUCUCCUCUUUCCCUACUAAACCCUGAUCCACAAGGUGAUUCCCCCACCUGGGCACCUGAAACAUGUAAUCUGUGCAAAUAGGGGUUGCAUGAAUGGAGAAGAAAGAGAUUAGCCCGGUAUAAAGCUGACCAAAGACAGACAUAAAGCGCAGGUGGAACACAGUGGGUCAGGCAGCAUCUCUGGAGCAAAGGUUUGGGUGACAUUUCAGAUGUUGAAUGAUUGUUGAGAAAAAGGAUUGAUGACGUUUCAAUUAAGACUUCACUUCACUGCAACCCUUCUCCAUACUAAAAAGAGUAUAAAGGGACCGACCCAAAACUCAUUCUUUUUCUCCAGAGAUGCUGCCUGAUCCGCUGAGUUACUCCAGCACUUUGAGUCUAUCUUUGGUAUAAACCAGCAAAUGCAGUUCUUCAUUUCUCCAUAAACCUGAGCAAGCUAGGUCUGCUCCACAUGGCUCUCGUGAUUCCAGCUGGUGUUUAAUGGUCGAACGAAAUCACUGACUGUUGUGCUUAUUUAUUUAUGAUCUCCAACGUGCGAAAGAUGUGCAAGUCUUACCUUAAAACCACCUGUUUUAUUGGUACUUCCUGCACCAUAUGGACCAAGUCUCAUUUUAAGAACUGCACAGUUAUGUCAUUUGAUUUUUGAAAUGUCCCUGACUGAUUUCAUGAGAAGCACAAAAUAAACGCAUUCCUUGCCUAAUACCUUA
Amblyraja radiata (thorny skate) is the source of this 5566-nucleotide messenger RNA. RefSeq names its product unconventional myosin-VI. The transcript has 35 exons. Gene Ontology annotation, biological process: inner ear auditory receptor cell differentiation; actin filament-based movement; actin filament organization. Gene Ontology annotation, molecular function: ATP binding; microfilament motor activity; actin filament binding. The record is from RefSeq and is a predicted model, not a curated record. Gene Ontology annotation, cellular component: cytoplasm; actin cytoskeleton; plasma membrane. NCBI's taxonomy places the organism in Eukaryota, Metazoa, Chordata, Chondrichthyes, Rajiformes, Rajidae. The coding region runs from base 36 to 3911 and encodes 1291 amino acids.